Molecule: messenger RNA, 747 nt
Organism: Durusdinium trenchii
Lineage: Eukaryota; Dinophyceae; Suessiales; Symbiodiniaceae
Source: the annotation of a GenBank genome assembly
AUGACUGUGGAAGAUCAACAACCUUUGAAAGACUUUUGGUGGCUGAAACCAAGUGAUUUCCUACAGACUAUGGCCAAGAACAACGAUUUGGGCAACAUCAUGGGUGGCUUCUCAACCAUUGCCAAGGCAGCCCCUCUAUUGGAAACUUUUUGGGAACGCUACAGGGUGGUAUACCCACAGUUUCAACUUUUCGAGCGUGUCGAUGCUGGCAUUUGUUGCUACCGGCAAUGUAUACCACUUUAUUUGCACGGCGAUGAAGGAAUCACCUUCAAGAAAGGUGGUGUCCUCAUUAUGUCUAUGCAGUCCCCAUUGGGGUUUGGCACUUCCAAGCGACCCAUGGAGAUGUCAUUGAAUUUGGAAAAGGUUGGGGAAUCAGGGCUUCCACUCAAUUUUGUGAAGUGUGGUAUGCUGACACGUAUGGUCAUGGUGAUUUGCCCCAAGGAGAUGUACAAAGAAGACCCACGUGUGUGGAACGCAAUCUUUGACAAGGUGGCAACAGAUUUUCAACUCAUGGAAACCAAUGGGAUUGAACUGGAUGGCCAGGGCUUGGUGUACCCGAUAGUCAUAGGGAACAAGGGGGAUUGGAGCUACCUUGUAUCUUCCGCCAACCUUGAACGUUCCUACAGAAGGGCACCCAAAUCAGCCAAAGAUUGUGAUCGCGGCAAUGACCGGAAUGUUGAGGGUGCUGGGGUGUGUCACCUUUGUCUGUGUGGACAAAGCCUGGAUUGGGAAAACCUGUGGCUUUGA